CACAGCACACAAGGUCGUCUGAGACACGACCGUCCUACGGUACGUAGAUGCCCUUGUUCGCUUCAGCCAGUGCGCAGCGGUUAGAUGCGCCCGAUGAUACCGCGCUCUCUUUAUUGCGUCCGCUCUGACGAGAAGCCCCGGGGGUCGGACGAGUAACUUCAGUUCGGUCGGAGAAAAGCAUUUUCCUCUGCACAGACAACAGAGAGCAAUAAGUGGAAGUGUUAUUUAUCUUUUUGUUUUCUUCAUUAUCAAGGAACGAGAGAAACUACGGAGGUUGUGACGGCGCGGACGCGUGAGCUUGAUAAAAGGAUUUUGAUGAAAGUCAAGGUUGUCCAGUUCACAUUCGAGGUUAUCCAGCGGGGAUUGAUAUUUCCUGACAGGAAUCUACAUAGAGAUCGGAGAAAUAUUAAGGUCAAUCGAUCAACCAACUUCUGUGCGUUUUAAAAAUUGUGGGAUAACCGGGAACAGGGGAGUAUUUGAAGUUUUGUAGUCGAUAGUGGCGCAAUAUCAGUAUUUUUAAUAUUAUAAGUUGAUCUGACGCUCUCAAACCCGGACUAAUAUCAAGCCACUCGACCCAAAUGAGAGAAAUACAUCAAGGCUCAUGUGAAACGGAUAUGUUGGCGGGUUUCAUCAAAUAACCCCCCAUAAUUAUUUUUCAUACAUCUUUCACUAAAGUUGCAAGUGGAACUAAGUAUUGGAUUUAUAAGGUCUGAACUUCCGUCUGACUUUGUCUUAACCACCGACUGAGUGUUUGGAGAUGAACCUGCGGUGUGAAAAGACGCGCGUUAAAUAACCCGUGAUCGGAAAUUAUCGGCUGCAACGUCGGACGGAGUCUGGGAUUGUUAAACCUCACUGCUUGUUCGUAUUGGAACUAUGAUGAUUUUACUCAAUAUUCUAAGCGUCCUGUUUUUAUUGGAUGAGGUGGUACUUUCAACGGCCAGCCAUUCUUCCCUGUCAGGGCUGGGAACUCACGGCUGGAGGGCUCCCAUGGACUGCCUGAGAGCCAGUGAGAUGUGCAACCAGAACUCGCAGUGCAGCUCACGCUUUCGCAUCAUGCGCCAGUGCCUGGUGGGUCGUGACAGGACUACCAUGCUGGCCAACAGGGAGUGUCAGGCUGCCCUUGAGGUGCUGCAGGACAGCCCGCUGUAUGACUGCCGCUGCAAGAGGGGCAUGAAGAGGGAGCUACAGUGUCUACAAAGCUACUGGAGCAUCCACAUGGGGCUUAAUGAAGGAGAAGAAUUAUACGAGACCUCUCCAUAUGAACCAAUGCAUCUCUCUGAUGAGUUCAGACUGGCCUCCAUUAUUUCUGCCAUGGACUCAGCUUCUGCGAAAGGGUAUGUGUGUUCGGAUGUGGGGAAGCCUUGUAACCCCUGCCUGGAUGCGGCAAAGGCCUGCAAUCUAAACGACACCUGCAAGAGGCAACGGUCGAUGUACAUGGCCACCUGCAGUCGGGCAACUCCAAUACAGCAAGCUCAGGAACCCUGCAAUCGAAAACGCUGCCAUAAGGCCCUCCGACAGUUUUUCGACCGGGUGCAAACGGAGUUCAGCUACCCGCUGCUCUUCUGCUCAUGUCGGGACAAAGCUUGUGCUGAACGUCGCCGGCAAACCAUCAUGCCUGGCUGCUCUUUCGAGGAUAAGACGAAACCUAACUGCCUUGAGCUAAGGAGGACCUGCCGCUCUGAUCCGCUCUGCAGAUCCAGACUGGCAGACUUCCACAUGAAUUGCCAGACGACACCGCAUUCAAUAACAAGCUGUCCUAAUGAUAACUACCAUGGUUGUCUGGUGUCCUACGUUGGACUCAUUGGAUCAGAUGUGACUCCUAACUAUGUGGAUGCCAGCCACACCAACAUAACCAUUUCCCCAUGGUGUGGUUGUCGAGGCAGUGGAAGUCAUGAAACCGAGUGUGAGGCUUUCCUACGGGACUUCAGGGAGAACACAUGUCUGAGAAAUGCGAUCCAGGCAUUUGGUUACAGUGCGGAUGGUGGACUAAUUCCCAUAACCGAGUCGCAGUCAGCUGUGCCAUCAGUACAAACAAACCUGCAACCGGCUAUCAUCACCAAACACGUCAUCUCAAAUGACGUCAAGCCAAUAGACAGUGCAUGUGUUUUCUCCACAUGCGCUAACCUUCAGGACAGUGAGCAGAAAUGUUCUCCCUCCAGCAGUUUUGAAUGUGCUGAUGAGAAUGUGCUGAACCCCAAUAUGGAGGGAUCCAUCGACUCAAUAGGGUCACACCAGACAGACAACAACAGAGCCAGACAUUCAGCGGUGACUUCAAUCAGCGUUUCUGUCAGCACACUGACGUUGGCCUGUGCGCUGGUCAAUCAGCUUCUGUAAACACAGCUUGACUCUACAACUACAGGAACAAUCUGAUGGAUCUUCUGACCUCAAUCAAAGAACUUCUCCAAACUGACAUUUAUCUCUUUCUCUAAGUGUGUGUGUGUAUGUACGUGCGUAUCACACGCCAUCUUUAAGAAAAAACAACAACAUCUUUACAAGGAGUCUUGAAAGACCACUACCCCAUCAGAGAGAGAGAGCGAGAGAGAUGGAGGAAGCCACCAUUAGAUUUGAAAGUGAUGUGGAUGUUGUGAAGCUGACGGCAAAAUGCUGAGCUGUGAACUUUUACAAACUCUGUGGAUUUCUUUUGUGAGGACGACAACACAGCCAUCAGUUGAAUAGGAGCCAGGGGAUCAUUUGACUGCUUUAUGUGACCCAUAAAUGAACUUUCUAUGUAUAUUUAGAGUAACCAUUACCCCCCCCCC
Molecule: messenger RNA, 2759 nt
Organism: Paramisgurnus dabryanus
Lineage: Eukaryota; Metazoa; Chordata; Actinopteri; Cypriniformes; Cobitidae
Gene: gfra2b
Product: GDNF family receptor alpha 2b
Biological process (GO): nervous system development
Cellular component (GO): signaling receptor complex; external side of plasma membrane
Molecular function (GO): signaling receptor activity
Source: RefSeq, a predicted model, not a curated record